Molecule: messenger RNA, 4109 nt
Organism: Silurus meridionalis
Lineage: Eukaryota; Metazoa; Chordata; Actinopteri; Siluriformes; Siluridae
Gene: usp28
Product: ubiquitin specific peptidase 28
Exons: 26
Coding region: 141-3662 (1173 amino acids)
Biological process (GO): protein deubiquitination; regulation of protein stability; DNA damage checkpoint signaling
Cellular component (GO): nucleus; cytosol
Molecular function (GO): cysteine-type endopeptidase activity; cysteine-type deubiquitinase activity; protein binding
Source: RefSeq, a predicted model, not a curated record
UUGGGACGCAGCUCUGCUCCCUGCGGUGUGUGUGUGUGGGAGUGUGGGUGUGUGUGUGGGGGAGUAAUCCAUGGAGUAGGUCACACUCAGGAGUCCGGUCGAAGAAAUCUGGGGGAAAUUAAAAGUUUAACUGUUCUGCCAUGAGAGUGGAAGAGGACUUUGAACAUGGGGAAAACUGUGCGAAUCAGAUGCUGCUUAACCAGCUAAAGGAGAUCACUGGCAUUCAGGACCCUCAAGUUCUCCAGCGUGUCCUUAAUGAAAGCCAGGGCGAUAUUAGCCAUGCCAUUGGGCUCCUCACCAUGCAAACAGAAGAGCAAGAGCAAGUACCUAAAGAAGCUUCAGAGCAACACAGAGAAUCUUUGAACCAACACAACACUAACGAUGAACUGCAGGCUGCCAUUGAGCUCAGUCUUCAGGAGUCUCAGCAGGCCGAGGCAGAGGAGAGAGAGCUCCACAGGGCUCUUGAGGCCAGUGCUGAGGAGAAUGCUGUCCGUGUGAAGAGGAAGAGAAACGAGGCGUCAGGAGAGAUGUGCAGUCCGGCAGACUGGAUCAGACAGGAGGGUUGGCCUGUGGGUAUCCGCAAUGUGGGAAACACCUGCUGGUUCAGCGCCGUCAUCCAGUCUCUGUUCCAUCUGCCGGUGUUUCGCAGACUGGUGCUCAAUUACUGCCUAUCUGAGCGCGUGCUGGAGAAAUGCAAAAGCCACUCUGAGAGGAGAAACAUAGCGUUCAUGCAGGAGUUGCGAUGCCUCUUCGCCCUGAUGGUGGGCUCUAAUCGCAGGUUUGUGGAUCCCUCUGCAGCUGUGGAGCUGCUCAGGGACGCAUUUAGGACCAGCGAGGCACAGCAGGAUGUUAGUGAGUUCACACAUAAGCUGCUCGACUGGCUCGAGGACGCUUUCCAGCUGGCAGCUAAUAGCAGUGAUCUAGAAGAUAAACAGGACAACCCAAUGGUUCAGCUUUUCUACGGGAAGUUCGUUGCUCAGAGAGUUCAUGAGGGUAAAAUCCUGUCUACUAUCGAGCAGUUUGGGCAGUACCCUCUGCAGGUUAACGGGUUCAACAAUUUGGAUGAGUGCCUGGAGGGUGCAAUGGUAGCAGCAGAGAUCGAAUCAAUACACUCUGAUCAAACUGUGUCAUCUGGACAGGAGCGAUGGUUCUCGAAGCUGCCACCAGUGUUGACCUUUGAACUCUCUAGAUUUGAGUUCAAUCAGUCUUUAGGACGGCCAGAAAAAAUACACAAGAAGCUUGAGUUCCCCCAGAUUAUCUACAUGGACAGAUACCUUCACCAAAAUGUUGAACAUACACAUGGAAGAAGAGGGGAGGUGAAGAGGCUUAAGGACCAGUUAACAGUUCUUCAGCAAAAACUUGAAAGCUAUAAAAACUACGGAUCCGGGCCGAACAAGUACCCUCUGGCAGACAUGCUGCAGUAUGUUUUAGAGUUUGCCAGCUCAAAGCAGACAAACACAUGCAUGUCUGUCGCUUCAACUGGAACUGCCAGCGCUCCUGCACACACAGAACUCAGCUCAGAACACACCAGCCAAACAGAAGGAGAUGAUGCCUGCUCAUCAGAUGUUUCAGGCUGCACACAGAGCUCUACCCAGAGAACGCCCAUCCACAAGCCCUUUACCCAGUGUAGACCCCCCACUGACUGGCCUCAGCACCCAGCACCGGGCAGCGUGAGUGACGAGGAGCUGCAUUUUGUCAGGGGCUGCCUGCAGCGCUGGAGAACCGAAGCAGAGAACAACAUGAACGAGCUCAAGGCCAGCAUUGACAAGGUCAGCCAGGCUCUUGAGGGGAUGUACUCAGAUAACAGUCUGUGUCAGGUACCAUACAGGCUACAUGCAGUUCUUGUUCAUGAGGGACAGGCUUCUGCUGGACAUUACUGGGCCUACAUCUAUGAUCAUGCCCAUAAACGCUGGCUGAAGUACAAUGAUGUGAUGGUGACUGAGUCUUCAUGGGAGGAGCUGGUACGAGACUCUUAUGGAGGAAUGACCAACGCCAGUGCUUACUGUCUCAUGUACAUUCAUGACAGACUUCCACACCUCAUAUCAGAGGACACAGACAAUGAGACGGGUCAGCUUCUGCAAGGCAUGGAUUCCCUUCCUUCCAUACUGAAACGCUAUGUCCGUGAGGACAACCGGUGGUUCCAGCAGCAACUGAGGGAAUGGGAGGAGCAGUUCCAUCAGGCGUCUCAGAAUGAGCCACAGGUUCCCAUAGCACAGGCGUCCACCACUGAAGAGGAGAACCCUUCAGAACCAGUGCACCCAAAUCCAGAACCAAAACAGGAACCUGAAAAAGAACAUGAGAAACCAGAAGAACUGACCCUAGAGGCCGAUCAGGAGCCGGUUCAGAACUCAGACGAAGCCAAAACCAGCGUGGUAGAUCUUGAUUCAACACUGGACAGCAGUAAAGGGGAAAAGGAGGUUACUGCAGAUGCCACCUCUCUCAGUCUGACCCAAAGCCAGCUGGAUGAGUGUCAGCCAUCUCAGAAUGUGGUAUCUCAAAAGGAUGAGGAGACAGUGGAAGCAGAGUCUAAAGAAAUGAAUCAGACUGUAAGCAGUGAGCAAACAGAAGCAGAAUCAGACCAACAACCUGAGAGUGAGGAGGCUGAAGUACAGGCUGCAUCAGCAAAGGAAAGUCAAGCCGAGGCCACACAACCUGAAAACGAGGUGUCAGAGGUAGAGAUCCCUAAUGUGGGCAAGAUCCUGCUGCAGUCUGAUAUAGACGGAUAUAACGAAGAGAUGAUGCUUACUCCAGCUAUGCAAGGUGUUAUCCUAGCCAUCGCCAAAGCCAGACAUGUCUUUGACAAGGAUGGUCCUGAGGCAGGGCUUAUCAAGGCAUUUCAUGAGGAGUACUCCAGGCUGUUUGAGAUCUCUCAGGAGGAGGUCACCCCCCAGCAGGACCCUCGCCUCCAGCACAUGUUGGUCUAUCUCUUCCAGAACAAAGCACCUGAUCGCAUCAUUGAGAGAACUCUGCUGGAGCAAUUCGGUGAUCGAAACUUGAGCUUUGAUGAUAGGUCUAUCAGUAUCAUGAGGGAGGCCAGAGCCAAACUUCGUCUUAUCAGACCAGAAGACAUGGACAUGGAGGAGUACCUGCAAUGGCAUGACGACUACAGUAUGUUCAAGACCGUGUUUGCCUACCUGCUCACAGGCCUUGAGCAAUACCAAAAUGGAAAGAUUCGAGAGGCACUGAUUUAUCUUUCACAUGCUUACCAAGACAAUGCAGCUCUGCUUAGAAGUGGGGAAAAGAGAGGAGUGGACCAGAAUCUUAUAGCACUUUACAGGAGAAAAUGCCUGAAGGAGCUAAACGAAAAUGCUGCAACGCUGUUUAAAAGCGGAGAAGAGAGCGACGUGGAGGAGGGUGUGACCAUCAUGAACGACUGUGUCAUCCCCUGCAUGCACCUUAUGGUCCGAGACAGCGUCACGCAGGAAGACAUGGAUGCUAUUGAGGCGAUCAGGAGUCACUGGUGUUCUUAUCUGGGACAGGAUAUGGAUGAGUUGCAGCAGGAGAAGCUGAGCGAGUUCUUACCCAGGGUUCUGGACUGCUCAGCUGAAAGAGUGGUGCUGAAAGAACCACCCAAAGUGAGAAAGUCACCCCACGACCUGUGCAGCCGCCUGGCCGCCGUCAUGGAGUCCAUUCACAGCACAUCAGUCGUCGCGGUGAAGUGAGCACAUGCAGGGGAGGUGGCGUAUUAGUGACAUACUGGUUAUACGGCACCAGCCUUUGAAUGCUGAUGUAUAAUCAACCACUGGUUUUUAUUGUUGUUGCACUGCAUAUAGAGGUGUCCUUUUUUAUACAUAUUUUUAACUUGCAUUGGUCGACCCUGACACUUCAAUGCACAGUCUAGUAUUUGGAGAACUAUUGUUUGGUCAUGUCAUGCUCCUUUACCGUGUUUGAUCUCAGGAAAGAUCAAAUUUGAUUUUAUUUGGGAGGUAUUUGGAGAAAAGAUGCUUGAAACUUUUGGCUUUUUUACAAGUACUGUAGAACAACCUUUGGUGUGAAAUUAACCCUUAGUCACCAUAGUCGCAGUUUCAGGUUGCUGCUGGUUUUCCUUUCCUCUCUUUCUUCCCUCUGAGCCUGUGCCAACCCUCAAUAAACUCUUUCACUUUACUGUA